GGUUUCAUUUUUGAUUAUCUUUGUUGUGCAUUUUACUAUUUCCUCUAACAAAAUGACUUCACGUGUGGUGUUACUUUUUCUUUUUCUCCUAGGUUUGGUCAUGGUGAUACAAUCAUCAUCAGGACAUGACAAUACAAAUUCUCUCGAUCCCAACUCUAAAAAUGUUGAGCAUUCAAUUGAUGUCGAUGAGGAGAUGAAGUUGGGAUCUGAAUCCACUCGCAGGCAACUGUAUAAAUCGCCCUACAUUAGCUACGCCACAUUAAGGAUGGACAACAUCCGGUGCAACAAACUCGAUGGCUCUGACUACAAUUGUCGUCCCAGCCAGAUCGCUAAUAAAUACCAUCGUGGCUGCACCGAGGCCACGAGGUGCGCGAGAACUUAUUAAUAAUGCCAAAAGAGUUCAUAUAUAUGGUUAUAAGGAAUUCUUAUAUAUAUGAAUUGUUGUAAUAAAGAACAAGCCUUAGUCGUAUGGUUUGUUAAUUAAAUGGAUUGUACAACAUUGAUCCGACAGUAUUAAGUAAAAUCAUUGAGCAUUGUACUUUAUUGUUCGUUCAUGUCGAUUAUUAUAUUUUGUUUCAUUAAAUAACUGAAUAGUUUCUU
Olea europaea var. sylvestris is the source of this 600-nucleotide messenger RNA. Its product is annotated as rapid alkalinization factor-like. The record is from RefSeq and is a predicted model, not a curated record. The coding region runs from base 53 to 385 and encodes 110 amino acids. NCBI's taxonomy places the organism in Eukaryota, Viridiplantae, Streptophyta, Magnoliopsida, Lamiales, Oleaceae. The transcript has a single exon.